AUCCACCCUGCCACAGGUAGCAUCCUAUGCUGCACUCACUACUCAGUCACCGUGUCCGCUCAGCCCGGGAUCUCCGCCGCUCUCUGCGCUCUAUCUCCCCCGCUCCGCUCCAUUCUCUCCGCUCUGCUCCGGCCGCACAGCGGGAUCUAUGGCCACCACGGUGCUGACCAUGAGUGCCAGGCUGGGGCGCCUGGAGGAGCCGGUCUUCACCCAGCUCAAGCCUGUCCACGGCGGGCACCAUGCCUCGAGAGGGGACCCUGCUGCCGGGGGAGCUCUGUACGGGGACGAUCUCAAGAGCUCCAGGAUGCUGACCGAUGAUAUAGUGCAGGUAAAGGCUACUGGGGCAGCUAGCCGGAGAGGGAUGGCAUGAUGGGGGCAUGGGAUAGGCAUACAAACUACUCAUGGGUAGAUAGUGGGCAACGUACAGUACCCCACUGGAACUCCUAGAGUUAAUACAUUCUAAACAUUCGAAGCAGUGAUAAUUUUGUAUUGGUAAUGGGGGUGUACCAGUCAGGACUAGGAGGUGAAACAGUGAUAAUAAUAAUAAUUCCUAUCAUUAAUGGGGUGUACCAGUCAGGACUAGGAGGUGAUGGUGUACAUUUAGGGUCCUGGUGUCAGUAUAGAUAGCUGGCUACUAGCAGCUGUCUCCUCGCCCCCUCAUGCUCACUGCUGCAGAACAGAAAUAAAGCGUGCAGGGAACCGGUCAGGCUCAAACAACAGCUGGGCGACCGAAAAGGACGAGGUGGCUAACCACAAAAUGAGCUGGCCACCUCCAGGUUUACUAUUCCUGCUCGAUGUGUCACCCAGGCUGCUGCAGAAUGAUAGGCCCCAGCCCACCGUUGGUUGGCAUGCUGGCUACCCCCUGCCCCCCAUACCACUCCACACACACCUGGAUGCAGGCUGGCAUUCUUGGUUGGCACCUCCAUGCUGGCAUGCUGUCUAUCCCCCCCCAGCAUGCUCCCCUGGCUGGCAGCCCCUGAUAGAACCUGCACGUUGAUCACAUUGUAUCCAAGCUGUCACGCUGUUCUAUGCAUAAUCAUUUAUUUAUGUGUUAUUGAACUUGUUUGUGUUCGGCAGAUACUUUUGUUCUUAACAGUUAAUCACUUUAUAGCUCAGGGUUGAGUUAGUAAUGUUGGCAAUAAAAGAAAUGCAAGUCUUUUCCUGUUAAUGAGAAAGCUGCAGGCACUGGGCGCAAUAACAGGAGCUGUAAAAGUCAGGUAUUAUUAUCAUUAUGGUGCAUGUUCUCAGGGAAACAAGUUUUUGAUUAUUAUUAUUUUUUUUUUUUUGGGAGGAAAGGGACUAAACGUUCCGAGAGAUUAUUUCAUGAGAAUUAUUGCACUUGUGUGGUAUGGUUGUUUUCAUUUUAUUUCCAUUUGUCAGCUGAUUCAUUUUUGGGAAUGCUCAGGGGAUUAGAAAUGACUCGAGUUUUUACAGUAGAUAGGGGAAUGUAGCAUUUGUUCAUUGAAGAGUACAUGAUAAAUGUUUUGCUGAUGACUGUAUUGGUGCUGACAGCCUAUAGCCUCCUAUGUACCACUCCCCACCAUUCAAUUUAUUUGAUAUGAAUACAGUAAAAGAAAAGGCUAAUUUAAAAUCCCUUAUUUUUACAAAAUGGAAUGUGCUUGCUUAUUCCCAAGUUUGUAUUAUCAUUUUAGAGUGCGUGUAUAUAUUAUUUAUAAAGCACCAACAAAUUCCGCAGCGCUGUACAAUAUAUAUCUAUUUUCUUUCUGCACAAUAAAUAUUUGCUUUUAGUUUAGGGUCAGGCUUGCAAAAUUAGGGCUAAAAUUUAAAAUGUUCAACUCAGUUGUAUUUAACUUUUUUUUUAUAUACCCUGCCUAUUAAACAAUAAUAUCCUUACAUUGUUGUUGUUAUGGUAGUGUGUGUACACAAAAUAUAAAUGUUGUCCUUUUUUCUCACUAUUGGAUCUUAUUUUAAAAAACAUUCUAUUGACUAAUGAUCCUCCCCUCCCCCCUUUUCUAAUUUUAUAGUUCAAUUGUUUUGGAUUUUUUUUUUUCUUUCAAUAUGUUCCAUUGACUGUUUCUUGUGUGAGUAUGUAUCUCUAAAUUUAUCAAAAUCUUCUUGAAUAACAAACCAUUCAUUUGAUAGGUUUUUAAAUGUUCAGUUUUUUUGUUUUUUUUUAUAGAAAUACCAAGGACAAGAAUGUAUUCACUAAACCUGUAGUUGUAAAGAAUUGACAACAUAAUUGCCAAAAUAAAAACCUUUACUGUCUUUUCUGUUUUUGUUUUUUUUCCAAGCUCAACUAAUAUUUCCUUGUCAAAUUUUUUUUUUUUUUUUGGAGAAUAUCCAAUUUGAGAGUCUUGUGGCAAUAGUGUGCACUGUGUAAGCGUAUUUUGUGUCUGAACUGUAAAUAUUCUAUUUCUCAUUCAGACUAGAUGUGAAAUGGACAAGUACCUGACUCCUCAUGCUCCACCUGUUAACACUAUGCAAGAACAGAAGAAAUACAGGAGAGACAGUGCCUCCGGUAUUGACCAGUUCUUUAACGACAGUGAUGGACUACCUUACAGCAUAAAUAUGAAUGUCUUCCUUCCGGACAUCACUCACCUGAGAACAAACCUGUAUAAAGCUCCAAGGCCUCAUGUAACUCAUAUUAAGACAGAGCCUGUCACUGUAUUUAACCAGCAAAGUGAUUGUGCCGCAUCCCAGCCUCUCCCAGAAUUCACCAGCAUUUUUAGUUCUCACCAGAAUUCAGAUCUACACAAUAUCUACAUCAAGCAAGAGCUUCCAUCGCCAGAACUUCAAAUUCCAGUGAGCCCUCAGCAUGGUCAGUUAUAUCAGCUGUUGAGCUCCCCUGAUUUAGACAUGUCUAGUUCUCCAAACCAGGCAUCCGUAAUAGACAGUAUGAAUAAUGCUUCCAUGUCAACCGAUAUGUCUGGUUUCAACACAAUCCCCUCCUCUGUGCCACAGACUGUAAUGAAGCCCUUUCAUGGCAUUCACCAGUGCUCAUACAGCAUGGCCAGUCAGUUCAUGCAGCCACAAGAAGCCACCUACUUCCCUCCUUCACCACCCAGCUCUGAACCUGGCAGUCCAGAUCGACAAGCUGAGCUCCUCCAGACAGCAAAUCCUCCUCCUUCAUAUGCAGCUACAAUAGCCUCCAAGAUGGCAAUCCACAACCCUACACUAUCGGCGCCUGUAUCCAUGACAUCCUCCGCUAUUCAGCCUGUCCGCUACAAUCGCAGAAAUAAUCCAGAUUUGGAAAAAAGGCGAAUCCACUACUGUGACUAUCCUGGUAAGACAUAACUGGUAGCCAAUUUGAUCCUAUUAUUUAUCUAUCUAUCAUGAUUCCUACACAGCACACAUACGCUGGCUUUAAAUCUGUAUCAACUAAGUAGUAUAUAUAUUGUUGUGCAACAAUUAACUACACUUUUCAUUUUUGUAGAUAUUUCUUAGUUGUUUUAAAAGGUUAUUUUUACUUGGAGGCAAUCCUAGGUGCAUUUUACACCUUUCCGCCUAGCUUUGAUGCCUUGGGGGCUAGAGGUCUGUUUAAAUUGGCACAAACUCAGUACAUACUCCUGUAUUGUGCUCAUAUGGCUUAAACAAAAUGCUGGGGAAUUGACGUUGUACUGCAUGUAGUAAAGCACUAUAGAGGCCUAUGUUGGCUAAGGCACAAACCAUUCCACUCUCCCAAACACUGAAGAAUCAAGUACAGUUUAAGAUAUAAACUUCCCUUGUCGUUUAUGUGUAGGUGAUUCGUGUUCACAUGAAGCGUAUUUUGAUUUAUGCCACCUGAUGAUGGGAAAAAAAAGUUAUGCUAAAAUUCAUUUGUGUUUUUUUUGGUUUAUAUACAAGCUUGAUAAAACGCUGUAAACUAUUUUAAUUAUUGUUAUGGUAUCAACAUUCUGUUUUAAUAGCCACAUCAAAUGCAUGUGAUGUAUAUGUUAUGGUAUAUUCUACACUUUUUUUCUGGUUAAUAUGCUUGGCCAUGUGAUAUUCUGUUUAACCUUGGAAAAAGUUAUAGUCGUCAAAAUAGGAGUAGGUUAUAUAUUGUUAUGACUUGCAUAUAGUAGGAUAAGAAUGAUUGCAGUGAAGUAAGUUUGGAUGUAGAACUGCUUAUUUGUAGAUUCCCAAAGAUGUUAUGUUUUGAUACUUGUGUCAUUGACGGUUUCAUUCAGUUUUCAACAUGUACUUUAAUAAUGGAUCCAGGCAUCAUAAUAAUCUGGUCCUUAUGGACUCUUUUAGUGACAUUUCCUGCCCUAGCAAUCUUCUUUCUAGAAGAACUGAUGUAAAAAGAAAAGCCAUUCCAUGUUGGCAUAGUCUGUUGUGUUCAGAAUAUAAUUAUGGCCUGGAAAGUUGUUAUCCUUAAGGGUUAAUGUAAAACUAAGGCUUGGAAAGAAUUCAUUAGGUUCAGAGCGAUGUUCUAGAAUUGAAUGAGACCUGAGAUGAUCUUUAAGAAGCAGAAAAGUUAAAAUGGGCACAUGCUUUGCUUUCUGCUGGGAAACCCAAAUGAGUUUAGUUGUGUCCUAGAAUGGUCAAGAUACAAUGGGAGAUUAAAUAUCCUUUGCCUUACCCUUUGAGUACAAGAAAAGGAAGCGAGAGUACAAGAGUGCAUGUAAUGUGGAUGAUGGAAUGCCAUUUAUUGUACUUUAUGUUGCUUUGUGCAUAAACAGAAGCUUCCAAUGGGUCCAAUAAUUCUGGCUUAAAUCCACUUAAGAAUUAUUAUUAUUAUUAUUAUUAUUUUUUAUUUUAUUUUUAGAACGACAAAUUUAAUCUUUAAAAGGAAGUCUAAUACUGCAUAUAAAGCUUAGAAUACCAUGAUGGUUAGUUAGGUUAGUAGUAGUUUGGUAUUGUGUGCAUAUGUAUUAUUAAUUAAUUGACUAAUACUUAAGUGUUUUUUUUUUUUAAUGUAAUUAUUAACCCUUGGUGUGUGUGUGUGUGUGUAUAUUUAUUAGUUUUUAUAUAUAAAUGUCUUUAAAGUUAUAAACAGUUGAAUUUGUACUAACCAUGUCAUCUUUUAAGUAUGUGCUCCCCUUUUUCUUUCUUUUUAAUUUUUUUUAAAGGGGGGAGGGGUGAAAUAGUGUAACAAUUCAAUUCUGAACAGUGCUGUGGGGUUUAUUUUUCCCUUCUGAAAACAUGAUAAAAAUCCAAUUGUAUAUAUUUAUUUUUUUGGGGGGGAGGAGGGGGAGGUGCAAACUCUUCAUUAAAAGUAUUUAAGAAAGAAUAGAAAAUGUAUUCCCAGCAGAUUUAUCACUUGCAUAUUGCAGCAAAUAGCAAAAUAACGCUAAACUCUGGCACACUUUCUUCGUCUGGAAUCUCUCCAGGUAUUUUUAGAAUGCAAGAAUGUAGAUGAAUAUGUACUGCUAGGAAUAACUGUGAUAAAUAAGUCGGCUUAAUAAGAAUAAAUAUACAUGGGCAUCUGACAAAAUACAUCUGUUGCAACGUUGACAAAGCUUUCUGUUUUUAGGACGCUAGCCUUUUCUACACUGUGAGCGGAAGGAAUGUUUUGCUGAGUGUGUAUAAAAUAAUACUAAAAAUAUAUAUUUGUCUUUCACAUUGGCUGAAAUACAAAUAUAUAUUGAAUUCAGUACAUUCGAUCGCAAGCUUCACUGGCAACAGGUUAUAUUUACAGGGGGGGAUGGGGGAAGAAAGAAGUGACCAUUUUAGCUUGUAACAGCCCUGCUUUCUUUUCCAUUCCAGGAUGCACAAAGGUAUAUACAAAGUCAUCUCAUUUAAAAGCUCACCUGAGAACACAUACUGGUAUGUGCAUUUAUUGUUCACUUGAAUGCCUGUGUAAAUAUUAUCCAUACAAGUCUUGCCUUUUUGAAGUCUGUAUGUUUUUCAUCCUUAAAUCACUCAUUCAUGGUUAAUUUUGUCAUGUGCUUUGUUCACCAUUGCAGUUAAAUUAUAUCACCUGGCAUGUGGGGGUUUCUUUUGUUAUAAUUUUUGUAAAUGUUUAUUUUUUUAUUUUUUUUUAAUGACCACGUAAGCUGAGGACUAUUCAGUGAAAGUAUUCUUUAUUUCUGCCUCUCUUCUUCAGCCGUAACAGAUAAUCUAAAUGUCUCUACACAGCCAAACGAUGCAGUCAUCCUUUGUCAUACCAAACUAUACAUGAAAUUGCACUUUCAAUUAAUCAUUCCUGACUGUUUGUUUCCUUUUCACAUGCUAUUUUAUUUUAAAUUGCGUUUGAACUACUUCGUACAAAAGGCCUCAAGUACAUUGAUUUACACAUCAAUCAGGAAUUAUUAGAACAUCAUCUCGUUGAGCAGCGAUUGGGAGCAUGUUGAUGUCUUCUAAACAUUAUUAAUAGUGGGUUCUACUUUGUCUGUUGUCAGUAUAUUAAUGUAAGGUUGCAGGUUUAGUGGAGCACAAUAAAUUGACUAAGUGAUCCUUGCGUGUAAAAAGUGCUGCUGGGGAGACAAGAUGUGCAGUAAUGGAGAAUAAUUCAAAAUCUGGACCAGUGAAAACUAUUGUAUUGGUUUCCAUGCGGAUAGCUCCACUUUUUGAACCACACCACACCCCACUGUUAUUUUUCUCCUUUAUAACCUUAACGUAUUUGAACUGUUAUACUCUGCCUCCCCUGACUAUUUAAGCUACCCUCUUUUGAUGUAACCUGGACUAUAUAUAUUCCUGCAAGUGCGCUUGUGUAUUCCCCUUUUCCCAUUUCACUUGGCCAUUUUAUCUGUUAGUGAUUGGGUAGGAUUGCACCUUUCUAAUUGGUAGUCCAGGUAACCUUCGGCACUCCAGAUCCUGUGGACUACAUCUCCCAUGAUGCUUUACCAGCAUACCAGAGUGCCGAACAUUGCCUUCCCCUGAGGUAGCCCAUUUCCCUCUUCUCUCCAAUGAUGUAUUAUGUUGCGCUAAAAUGCACGGCUCCUUUAAGACCGAAGCCUAUGUUAACCAGUUUAACUACCAUGUUUACAGCCAUUGGACUCCUAAAUUAUUGCUGUCUCAUUAAGACAGGUGUGUUGGGAAAUGUACAUUACCCUUCAGGGGAACUUCCUUUUUCGAAUGAGCAAAGUCUACACGUGCAGGGUUUGCUGUAAAGCAUGGCCAAUAUUCCUCCAGACAGUGUGCAUUUUCAUGUCACAGAAAUAGCUACACAGCCCUGUUUUCAAAAAAGCUCUUGCAAACCAAAGGUAUGGUAUUUAUCAAGUCUAAAUAUGUCUAAGCAGCCCUCAAGGGUGUUUGUUCACUACACAGCCCAACAUAAAUUUCAAAUACCCUAGGACAACCUUUAUUAACCUUGCACUGUAUAUUUUUACCAAAAUCUAUCCAUGUUUUCUAUAGUCUGUCUCCGUAUUUAUAAGCAAACAAACUUAAACUAUUUAGAAGUUUGUUUAUUAACAACAGACUUGCAAAAGCUUGUUUAACCCCUUAAGGACACAUGUGUGACAUGUCAUGAUUCCCUUUUACUCCAGAAGUUUGGUCCUUAAGGGGUUAAACUGACAGUUUGGGAAAAACCAACUUCAGCUUAGUCAAGAUGGAAACUGUAUAAUAUUUGGCCUAUAUGUGUGUGUGUUUUUUAUAUAUAUAUUUAUUAUUUAUAUAUAUUUUUACUUACCUUCUCCCUCCCCCCUAUAAUUACCAGUAAUGCUGAUAUAAUUAAUAAAUCUAUUUCUGUCAUGUCAUAGAACUUUGUACCACCUGAAAAUUGUUGUGGAAAACUUUAUUUUAAUGCUUUUUAUGUCUGUCUGUGUGCGUGUAUAAUAACUUUAGCUACUAGAACAGUAGAAUUUGUGCAGAUCUCCCGUGUAUGACUCCAGUAAUGCUUCAGCAGUUUGUGCAUUACUUUGUGUUUUAGUCCUUUUUCUAUAAUAAUUUACCCUGUCCUGGCUCUUAUCUACUCGCCCUUAGAUAAGGAUCCUUGUGCAUUAAUGUGCUGAGAUGUAUCAGUCCCCACUUUAAGGUAAUGGCGUUCCCAUUGUUCUGUUUUGGCUCCAGGAAAUGUAACCCAUCAUCCAUUUGGAAAUCUGUCUUACUAUUGCUAUGGAAGCAAGGUCUUGUUUUAAGCAGUUAAUUCAAAUUAAUUGUUUUUGUGUAAAGAAACUCUUUGAGAGCUAAAGGUUACUAUGGAAAUCCUAGCUUUGAUAAAUGAAGCAGUUAUCUUUAACAGCCACUGUAAAAAAAUAAAAGCAGUAGAACAAAGGUCUGUUUUGCAGACUGUUACCAGUUACUAUGCUAAACAAAUCUGUUCCACCAAUAUGUGUUUUUCAUAAUCCUAGCUUAAACAUAUUGCUGUAGUGCCCCAACACCGAAACUGAGUCACUUCUUUAUCUGUUAACCUUGGCUCAGUGAUGAUCAUGGCUAAUUUAUGGGAUUAUGCCUAUUAUAAAGCAUAUUUUGCAUGUAGCCACUUGAAUGGUUUCAGUGUGCCAUUGUGUGUAACUGGCAGGUUAGAUUUCAUACUUGACUAAACGAGCCAGGUCCUAGAGCCUAGUUAGAAUUACGGAGCAUGUUACCUGUAGCAAAAAAAAUAAUAAAAUAAAAAAAAUAUAAAUAAUAUCCCUCUCCGACUACAUCUCCCAUGUUGAUGCUUUGACAUUUGUAAAGUAUAGGAUCUACAUUUUUUCCUACCCUCUCUGUAGAUAAGCCUUUUCAAUGUCUUUACCCUAUAUACCAGGCUUCCCCAAACUCUGGCCCUAUAGACGUUUCUGAACUACAACUCCCAUGAUUCUCAGCCUAUUUCAUUCAUAGAAUCAUGGGAGUUGUAGUUCAGCAACAUCUGGAGGGCCGGAGUUUGGGGACGCCUGCUCUAUGGAUUAGAGUAUUUCUAGAUUAGAGAAUUCUAGAAAUCUCUGCUAGACUAAAUCUAGGCAAAAAUGAUAUCAUUGUUAUUAAAGGCAUAUUCUAAGCAUCGUAACCGCUAUAGUUGUGCUGGUGUUUAGUGUUCCUUAAGUUAAGCAGAUGAAGGUCUGAAGCCAGACUUCCCUAGUAAAGAAUCGAAUAGCAUAGUUGGCCAUAACACCUCUCUGAGCGUGACCUUUCUUUUAGUAUUGAGCUAAGCUGUGAAAAAGUAAUGGAUAUCCUUUGCUAAAGUUGAAUUAUUUAUGCAACACAUAUUGUUCCCAACCUCUACUCUAAUUAACUUUUAACAAGUUUAAGUUUCAUUAAUCAAGCUAUACUACACCUGCAGGACUCUAAUCUGAUAUUCUCUAGGGUUCUGUGUUUAUUUUCCACUAGUGUGUAACCAAUCAAUGAUUGUAUUAAGGGGCCAUAAGUAACUGAUCUUACAGUGUAUCUAUGCAUUCUGUUUGCUUCUACAACAAUUAGAUUUUUUUUUUUAAAUCUUUUUAAUCUUUAAAAUGCCAUUAUUAAACUAAGUUUUCUUCAAAGUAAAUCCUAAAUUAAUAAGAUAGUACCAUGCAAUGCAAUUUAGCAGAGAUUUGUUUAAUAUUCUCAAAAGAAAAAAGCCUUGGGGUAUUCAGCAGUCCUGUUUAUCUGGCCAAACUUGUUCUUUAGUAAUCACAUACUAUUCAAACUGCUUUUUCCUUCUAAUCUUCACUUCUUGACAAAAGCUUUAAAUCGCCUGUGAAUGAUAACCUUGCUUUGCAAUCUGUCAUUUUACAUAAAAUAAAAAGCUUGGAGCAAAGUUUGUCUGCUGUACCGAGUCAAAACACUUUUAGAAUUUCUUUUGUAUCAAAACCCCUUCGUCUUUUUUAUAUAUUUAUUCAACCUUGUUGGUCCUUUCAAUCAGUUUGAAUACCUUCUAAUAGAUUUUUGUCUCAGAACAAACACAGACAAGGUUUAAUGUUCAUUAGUGGGAGAAUCUCUGCCCUGUUAGUGUUGGGAUUUAAAUCAAAACAGAGCUGGGCAGUUUCUUGGCAAAUUGUCUUUACAUUUUUUUUUUUUAUUUAAAAUUGUUAGCAAACUCUUCCUGUAAACUUAAUAAAAUUAUAAACUUUCAGGACAUUAAAAAAAUGUACAAGCAAUAUUUACCCUAAUGACCCAUAAUUUUCUUACUGAUCUUAAUUAAGAUCUAAGUUGUUAAGCCUUUCUUUGCACCUUUUAGCCUCACAACUAUAUAAUUUAAUUUGAAGAAGCCUGUCAAUUCAGUUGGCCUAUGGUUUAAAGAACACGUUCUGUGAAAUAUUUACUGUAGAUAUCGUACCCCUACUUUUACCCUUUGUGUCACUAUACCCAACUCCCUCUAGAAUGUAAGCUCACUGAGCAGGGCCCUCCACCCCUCUGUUCCUGUACGUCCAGUUGUCUGUUAGUCCACCUAUUGUACAGCGCUACGGAAUCUGAUGGCGCUAUAUAAAUAAUACUAGCAAUUAGUUGUAACAUCAUUUUAAUAUUAAGGCAACAAAAAAGUUCACCAGGCAAUCAGUGUCCAAAGCCACAGGCAGAUUUAAUGGAACAAAAAAGAGCAGCAACGUUUCGACCUACUACGAGGUCUUUUUCAAGUAAAAAAAAAAAAAAAAAAGCUUGAGGGUUUAACUUCCUAUGUUGCUGUAGUCUAUGGUCAUCAUUUUGUUUCUGGAGUGUUUCAUUCCUCUCCUGCAUCCACUUGCAGUGGGAGUGGUUUCAUUCUGUCAGCUCUGUUUCCAAUAAUGUAACACCAUGAGGAUAACCUGGAAGAUUGGCAAGACUGUUGCGGCAACAUCUGAAUGUUUGAACACAUGAUUUUUGUAUAUUACUGUAUUGGGAAUGUAUGGAAAAUAGUGGUCUGUGUUCCUAUCUUCACUAUACAUGAAACAACACUUAUCUAUAUUGCAGUGAAUGCGCAAUAUAAGACUUAAUGCAGUGUAGCCUGCAUUUUUUUUUUUUAUUCCCCCUCUCAUUACUUCUAAGCCUCAUUGGGGCACUACCUUUUCAAAAUACAGAACGUUAUCAAUUAGUUAAGUGAGAUAUGUGGAUAUUGACCUCUUGAGACUAUGUUGGAAAUAAAUAAAAAAAUCUAUAUUUAUAUAUUAGUGUGUGUGUGUGUGUGGUUUUUUUUUUUUUUUUUUUAGCAAUCCUAUUAUAUGUUCAAUACAUCUGAAUGGACUCUGGUACCAAGGAACUAUUAUUUAAGUAUUUACUAAACUGAAAGUGUAUUUGCUGUAGUCAGAGCUCUCUGUUCACAUUUUAAAAACAUAAAAAACUGGAACUGUUUUCAAGUAGAGUGAGGUAUGAUAUUCCUGGCUUGAAUAGAGAAGGCUGGCAUGUACAAUUUGGCUACAAGUUGGUACCAGUUUCCUCAUGGUGUUUUUACUUGAACAGUGCUGACAUUUUAACAAAUCCCGUAGAAGUUCUUCUCAAGUGGAGGAGUAGCUCCGUUUAAAUUAACAGGAAAAUAGCUGUUUUGAUUCAGUCAUCAUGUUCCAGUAACUGAGCUAAAACACGUUACUCUUUAUAGAAUAGUAUUUUGAUUUAACACUGUAGGCAUUUUACAAAAAAAAAAAAUUAGAAUUUGUUGGCAUUGAAUCAAAAGCUUCUUGAACAUGGUGUGAACCAUGCCCAAAUCAAAAAAGUAAACUAGCUGAAUGUAUGUAUAUAAUAUGUUUUAUAAAACAGGCUUAAAAUAUCUAGUCCUGUGUGAUUAUCCAUGUCUUAAAAGUUACUUGCCACUGCAAACCAUAAUGCUCUGUGGCAUAUACAAUAGAGGUAAACAAAAGCCUGUUGAGUUUUUUUUGUUUGUUGUUUAUUUUUUCUUCUCUCUAAUGUUGUCUAUCAUUCUAAGACGGUAUUCAGAACUUACACUCCUGGGUUUAUACAUUUUAAAGACUUGUCCUGAUUUUAUUUGUUUAGGAGUCCGGUAAGAACUUUUAGUCUUCUUCAUCUUUUCUAUUAAAAAAAAAAAAAAAAAAAGAAGUUGUGACGUUCGCCUGGGAAUUGUCCAGCUUGGUUUGAGAGUAAUUUUUAAAUACAUUGUAAUGUUGCUAAUCAACUGUAUUAACGGGACUAAUAAACAUUGAAGCCUCUCAGUGAAUCACAUUGAUAACACUAGGUGAUUAUCCUAUUCUCUUCUAGCAAAUUGGUUUGUGAAUUUUUAGAUGGCUGGAUAAUUUUGCUGUGAGUUCAGACCAUUUAUUUUUGCAGUGUGAAGUUUUAGACGAUUAGGCAAAGUACCUGUCAAGAAAUGUUUUCUAGUUUUGGAAAAUUUUGCAUAAUGCCACAUUUGUUACUGCUAAAAGGAAGAAAGUACAUCUUCAAUUCUAAAUAAAGCUGUAAUAGGAUAAAUAUUAAUAAGGGGAUAUUUAAAGGAUGGGUGUGUAUAUAUAGAGACCUACAAGUGUUAAAAGUGAUCUGCACUUAAUAGGCUUUACCUAAAAUAGUGAAACUUUAUCUACAAAUGCAAGAGAGCUCUGCAACUCAUUAAAAGUGCAAUCCAAUACUAGAGGCUUUUUUUUUUUUUUCUUCUUCUUUGGGGGGUGGAGGGGGUGCAAUAUGGGGUGGCUUUGAUCUAUAGGGAAACCAAUCUGUUCAUUGAUUCCAUAAUUGGUCUAAAUGUUCAUUAAGCACUUUUGGGAUGAGAUGUUAUUGUAAUUUACAUUCUUAAUUUGUAUAAUUAAGUUCUGGUAUGUAAUUAAGGCAUUGGCAAUGUUUGUUCUCAUUUAGAUCAACCAUUGUGAAAAAUUAUUAAAAUAAGCCUUGGGCAGUCUAGAACAUCAUAUUUCUACAUGAACGUAGCUGGGUUAAUGUGAAGGAUUAUUGGAUUUCAUCAAUUUAUUAUUGACAGGAGGGCACGGCUUGGGUAUGAUGUAAUGACAGCACAGUCUUAGUGUAGUCUAUUAUGUUUGUGCUUGUGUAUGUAUAUCUCUUCCUCCAUCGCAUCAGUAGACUAACUUGAAAACCAUGAUUAUUUUGUUUGUAUUCUUUAUUUUUGUAUUAUUAUUAAGACAUGAUAAAUAUCAAGCUGCACAGUACUGAAUAUGUUGACAUACUGAUUAAAAUUAUAUUGUCAACUCAAUAGUGUUCAUCAACUAUCUGUAAAUAUACCCUGUACCAUUGCCUGUUAAACAAAAUAUAUAUAAUUUAUUUUUUAUGCUGUACAACACUAACCAAUUUUGUAAAUUGUUUAAUUGCAGGAGAGAAGCCAUACAAGUGCACUUGGGAAGGUUGUGACUGGAGAUUUGCUCGCUCAGAUGAACUGACCCGUCACUACAGAAAGCACACAGGAGCUAAACCCUUUCAAUGUGCUGUGUGCAACCGCAGCUUCUCUCGCUCUGACCACUUAGCCCUGCACAUGAAAAGGCAUCAGAACUAACAUGGACUAUUGCAGAGACUUUUAUUCUAUGCAAUUCCCAAACCCCACCCCUAACUGCCUUACCUGAAAUAUACUACAGAUAGGAAUGACCAGUAGGGUAAUUGCUGCCAUAAGACUUUUUUUACAUUUUUAUUUUAUUUUAUUUUUUUAAAUACCUGUUUUGCUGACUUCAGAAAAACUGGAAAUUCAAAUACAUAUUGCUUCUUUAUAUUUAGAAGGAAACUGGAAUGAUUUUGAGUUAUACAAUGACUACACAUUCAGAUAACCUUUUCAUUAAUGGUUGUGUUUUGUGUGUGCAAAUUUAGGCCAAAUUAUAUAUUCCGCUUCAGGUAGACGUUCAAAAUACAAGAUUAUAAAUGCACGGAGAGUUCAGUAGCGCAUGCAAAAGAAUGUGUCUCUAAAAGGAGCUUUUGGACCACAUGGGAGACGACUCCACAUAACUGAAUGGCUAAACACCCGAGCACUGGGUGAUGUUAAACAUAUUCUUGCUAUCUACAGUAGUAAUGAUUUUGCAGUUCAAAUGCAGAGAAUGUGGCAUGGUGGGAACCAAAAAUCUCCAACAAUUGGAGAUUUAUUUUUUUUAAAUUCUUUUUUAAAUUCUUUUUUUGGCCCAAACUUUGCAAUUUGGUUGUCAACACAGUGUUUUUAAUGGAUGUCCCAGUUGGUAGUUUUUAUCUUCAUACAAGGUAUUUACAUCUCAACACACACAAAGCUAUUAAAGUUUUGUAGUAUUGUUUUGACCAAAGCACUGUCUUUAGUAUCAGUGUUUAGUAAAUGAAAUGAGGUCACAGAUGACUGCACGCAAAGGACAAGCCAUACUUUCUUAACCCUAAAGUGACAAGCUAACCUCAAUACUUGAUCCUACAUGUACAUUUUUUUAAACUAUUUAUUUAUCGAACAUUACAGCCACUGAACAAUAUCACAAAUAUUAUUACACAUGCUCAACAUAAAUAAUGUUUUAAUAUAUUUAUAUUCUCAAUUGAUUUCAUUAAAAAAAAUUCUAGUGCAAUUCAAAUGAUUCCAAAGAACCUUUUUUUAAUUUUUUUAUUUUUUUUAUUCGUUAAAAAUAAGCUAAGAUAUAAUUGUUGAGAGAAACCAUUCUGUCAUUAUUUUUUUCCUUCCAUCCUAGCAGUCAUGAAAUGUUUAUCCAUUGUUUGAGAUAUGUUAGGUUAAAGUUGGGAUAAAUCCUUGUUAUGUAAGGAUUAUGUACUUUUAUAAAUGAAUACAGUGAACUAUAUUGGCCGGUCUAGUAUAUCAUCGUUUAAAGGACCACUAUUGUGCCAGGAAAACAUACUCGUUUUCCUGGCUCUAUAGGGUCCUUGGGUCCCCCUCACCCUCAUGGCCCCCGUCCUGCCGGGCUCUAGGGUGAGGAAGGGGUUAAUCCUUUACCUUUUUUUCAGCGCCAGGCUCCCUUAACCCUAUUGUAAACAUAGCGGUUUCUCUGAAACUGCUGUUUACAGCAGAAAGCGUUAAUCAUAGAUGGACCUGGCACCCAGACCACUUCAGUAAGCUGAAGUGGUCUGGGUGCCUAUAGUGGUCCUUUAAGCGCAUCAUAGGAAAUAUUAGUGUCCAAUGGAACAGUUGUCCUGUUGGACAUAUGACGAGUGCAGCUGAUCAGUCUGUAAAAUGCAUGUUAAUAGACUAAUAGAGUUAAUCACAUGGUGAGUUUAGUAUGUCUGCUAUCACCGAUUAACUUGCUCAAUCUGCUGGAUAUCACUAGCCAAUUUUUGCAGAAUUGCUCAAACACCUAAAAUAUUAUUUUUUACCUAUAUUGUUUAAUACAAAUCAUCCCUUUUAAACAAAUGUCAAAAUAUGUUGGUGCUUCAUAAAUAUUAUGAAUCACUUAAGCUCUAGUUGGCACCUUACAAACAAGUAAAUAUUUUGGCCAUUUCACAUUAUGAGCUAUGGAAAAAUAAAAUCUAAAUCUUAGUUCAUUUCUUUUACUAAAAGGAUUACAAUAUCUGGCACUGAAAACUGUAGAUGUACCCUCCUACAGCCUGGAUUUGCUAUUUGGUUCUCUAAAGCAUCAAGGCUGUGCUAUGUGUUUAAUAGACUAGUAAACAUUUGUGGGGUUUAUUUGUGUUUUUGCAAUAUACUGCACUGAUAGUGUGCUAGAUUUUGUUUUUUUAUUGUAAUAUUUUGUGUGCAGCAGAAUAACCAAUAAUUAUAUAAAACUAUUUCAAAUUUUUUUUUUUAUUCCAGUUUUAUAUUAAUGGACACAGUAAUUUUUAUAAGUUACUAUGCAGUUACUACACACAUAUUGUAAUUAUCUUGCAUACAAAACAUAGAAGUAAGAAAACAUUUUGAUGAAGGUUUGAUGCACCAGGAAACUUGACAUACCCUUGAGUUUUUACAAAGUUAAAAAAAAUAUCUCUCAAAUAUAAAGAGGGUCUUAGAGCUUUUUAUUAUACUGUUUUUUCUUGUCUAUUUAUUUCAUGGUACAAGGUACUUUUUUUUUUUUUUUUUUAAAGCUACAUUUUGAUAAAUUAACAUUGUUCUUACACGAGUUUACUUUUAAAGCCUGUAAAUACAUUUAAAAUGUAAAUAAUUUUGUAAAAGCUUUUAACUGUGUUUAUAUAAAGAGAUGUGCACUUUUUGUUUUUGGUUGCUUUUUUUUUUUUUUUCUUGUAUUUUUGUAUUGUACCAUUUCUGAGUGGGUGCUAACCACUCUGUUUUAAAUAAGAAAUGAAUUAUGUUUAUAUGAAAGGACAUUGAGAAAAAUAAACCUAAGUGCCUAAAAUAAGUUUCCUGUUAUGUUUUUAUUUCUGGAUCUGUAAAAGCUCUUUGUGUAUUUUUAAUUUGCUUCCUCCAUUACAAUUCAUGUAUUUUGGAUUGAUAAUUUGCUUCCCUGCAACUUGACAUAUUUAAAGGGACAUUACCAUGAUGUUUCUUUCUACUAUUGACGUUAAAGGGACAUUAAGUCCAUGUACCUGUAAAU
This is a messenger RNA of Pelobates cultripes (western spadefoot toad), 16079 nucleotides long. NCBI's taxonomy places the organism in Eukaryota, Metazoa, Chordata, Amphibia, Anura, Pelobatidae. The record is from the annotation of a GenBank genome assembly.